UAUAUAUUUCAUUAAAGUUAAAAUAGAAAUAUGGCAGGAAGUAGCUGUGAUCGAAGUUGGCGGAAUGAGACAUUUCGUCAGAAUGUUGGAACCAGAAUUUUUCAGUCAGUAACAUCAACUACAGGUCUUGGUCCAAACAUAGCCUCAUCUGCUGUCAGCAGUAUGAUUCGAAGAUCUCCGGGGACAGUCGGGGUGGCCUCUCCUGGUAGCUCUCAUAAUAUAACAGGUUCAACUCCUGGCUCUGCUGAUUGGACCCCACCAGAUGAGCAAGCAUACAUGGAGAAGUUAAACCAGCUGGCCAAGUACAAGGAACCUUUAAGGAGGAUGCUUGCUCGUAUUCACAAGGAUGAAAGUCGAAAGAAGGAACUGAUCAAGUUGACAAACCUUCUUGCUAUUUUGUCUGAUCCAAACAAGAGGUGUCCAAUGGAAACUCUUCUAAAGUGUGAGCAUGUUUUAAAGAGAGCCGAAUUAAAAGAACAAGCAUUGUCAACUCAGGAUACAGUAGGAAGCCAUUCUGCUGUUUCUCCAUCGUCAAAUCCUCAUCCUACCAGUGUAUCCAGGUUAGAUGGUGCGGGGUAUUCCCAAACAGGACUUCCAGGAGGGACUGCACCUCUCAUCUUUGGAACAGCUGGACCCCAGCGUGCACAGAAUGUAAUGGUCUCAACUCCUAGAGGUCUAGAGCAUCUUGUCCCACAGCAGUCAGUGAAACUAAAGAUUAUAACAGGCCGUUGGGAUAACUCCGGAAAACCGGUAGGGGAACGAUCUUUUAACAUUGACUUGCCAUUUGGGAGCAUAAACAAAGACAAUGUGUUAAGUAAAGUACGUGAACUGCUACCACAGGCAGAUCUUUACACUUCUUCAGGAGCACCUAUACCUGAUAAAGUUUUUAACAAAGGAAGUUGGUUGCGAGCAACACAGUUAGGAAAUGUUUUUGCCUUGGAACCUAACGUACCUGUUCGAAAGAGACUGCACGAAAAUCAAACAGACGAAGAUGGCAGCAACUGUUUUAAAAAAAAUUGUGGUGUUGAACACAAGGCUCCUCAGGAUCUAAGUAGCCUCAUUAAAGACACUUUUGAAUGUAGGAUUUGUUUAAGGUCCCCCAUGUCACCUCCAGCAGCUUUUCAGUCAUGCUGCCAGAUUAUUCUUGGGUGUAUGACUUGUGCUCAGUCUUUUUAUGGAGAAAACAAAGAAAAAUGCUGUCCUCACUGUCAAAAGAAAAGUGGCCGUUCCAAUCUGCUUCAAGUGAAAGGACUUGACGACUUCCUCCAUAAAACUGGGCACUUGGAAGACAUUAAUUAGCUUAGGUAACACAAAAGUGUCAUCUUUAUUAAAAUGUAAGUUCGAAAAACUGUAUAAUUUCUUCAUUAUUUACUAUGCUUGAAAGUUAUGUAGUUUAUCAUGAAAUCCUUCCAAAAAAAAAUAACUGCUGAUAUAAUUGUUUUCAAGUGGAGUUUUGAUCAUGACUGAAUUUUUUGUGUGUCGAGCUACGUUGUUCACGUUAAAGCACCUUCAUAAAUGAAUGACAGCGGGUAAAAAAAUUAGGUAAUACCUGUUUUCAUUGUAAACCUAGAACUACACCAAAACUAGUUUUAAUGAAAGAAAAAUUCUUGCUACGUAUGGAUUAUGUUCAGAUAGGUUGAGUGCAUUGUUAAGUUAUGGGUCCACUAAAGAACAAUAGGAGAAAUAUCCUUGUGUAAAAAAAUGAGUGCAAGGAAGAGGAAGGUUAAAUUGAUGUAUUCCAAGUCAGUUUAUUUGGGCACACAUUUAUCAUCGUGAAAUUGGGUUUUUUAACUAAAUUGUAUCGCCGAAUGAAAUUAAUUUGGUUUCAAUUGUGAUUUGUAUGAGUAUUUAUAUUUUUCCAGGUAUGAAACAUUGAAGGUGAUAGUUUCUUCUGAAUUAUAAAUAUUCAGCGACAAAAUCGAAUUAAGUUCAAGCAUUCUGUAAAGAAGUUUUGAUAAUGGUAUUUUGUAGUAUAGUGUCCAAGCUUUUUCAGCUUAAUUUCACCAUAGUGUGCAUGUUUGUCAAAUCUAUAAGGUAUUUCUGAUAAAGAAGAUAAAGCAUACCGCUGAAGUGACAUUCUCAACGGACAGCUGUUAUUUUUACCCCUUGAGUUAGAUUCUGCAACGUUGCAUAUGAUGCAUUUUGAGAGCAGAAGAGUACAUUUGAUAUAUAUGGUGUGUGUUAAUAGCUUAACACUUCCGUUUUGUAAAUGCAUAACACUUACUAGAUGUGAUUGCUAUCUAUUUUAAUAUUUAGAAACCAUAUUUGAUAUGUAUAAAAGAGGUCAAAAGUAUAACUAUAACACCGAAUUGCAAAUACCAAGGAGUUAUGAGGUAUACUUCUGUAGAAAAAAAAGGGGUGUUCUGUAUCAUUUUUUAUUUAUGUGGUAUGGAUAAAAUGUUUCAUCUUGUAUGUAUUCCUGGAGAUUUCAGUGAUGUGGUAGUCAUAUGAUUUUUUUUUUGUGGACAUUUAAUGUUCGGUUAUGUAUUGGACUGUAGUAAUGCAUAGGUGUUCUCCAUUUAUAAGAAAAAUGUCUUUUAAGCGAUAUACUUUUGUGCCACCUGCUGGGAUGCAUUAGUUAGUAUUGUUUACUCUUGUAACUUGAACGAAGAAGUAAGUAAUUAAGCACAAAACUUCCAACUGUGUAUAUGCUUCGUUGAAAAAAAAAAAGAUUGCUCUUUUCCACAGGUCUUUUGUAUUAUAAAAUUGCUGUUUAUACUUUCAGCGUAACUUUGCCGGGUGUUGUCUGAUAGACAUGUAACUAGUACUGAGCUGUCAAUUAGAAAAAUAAAUAUCGGAAAAAAACUUUCAAAAAAGCAAGAAUCUAAAAGUACCUACAUAAGAAACUCCUGUUCACUAAUGGUCUUUUUUUUUAAUCUCUUCAAAGUGUUCAUUUACAGAGAAGUGGACCAAAACAAUAGACUGCUAAAAGUUUCUUUCACUCGCCCGAUAAAUCAAGCCAGAAUAGAGUGUUGUAAGUGACAGAAAAAAUAUCUGCCAUUACUGUAAGUGCCAUUCACAAAUUUGUUUGUGUAAAUAAAAUAAAUGUUUGUAACAGUUGGUGAAGUUUAUGUAGAAUUUCACUUAUUAAAGUAUGAACUUUCUGAAGCA
Limulus polyphemus (Atlantic horseshoe crab) is the source of this 3111-nucleotide messenger RNA. RefSeq lists its product as uncharacterized. Lineage: Eukaryota; Metazoa; Arthropoda; Merostomata; Xiphosura; Limulidae. The transcript has 9 exons. The record is from RefSeq and is a predicted model, not a curated record. The coding region runs from base 31 to 1299 and encodes 422 amino acids.